AUGUCUUUCGAUAUGGAAUGGUCUCCGGAAUUCUGCCUCGCCUGUGACAGGCAAACCGAUGGAGGUGUUUACUGCUCAGAAGCUUGUCGUCUCGCAGAGUACGAAAAGGCUUCUUCAAGUGAUAAUUCAUUACCCUCUUCACCAUCAUCACUUCAUGGAGCUUCUUGGCCUUCAAAGUCCAAUGGUUUCUACAUGGAGCCUGCGUACAACUUCAGCAAUGCACAACCAUACGGCACAACCCCCUCGUCUAGAACCUCAUACUUUUCCCAACCUACGAGAUCAUCUCCAGUUAACAAGCCUACCUUGACACCUUCGAGCUCGCAGUCCAGUCUCUUCUCAAUGCAAAGCACCACUUCAUCAACGUCUUCGGAACCAGCACAGCUAUCAGCGGAAUCAAAGCAGGCUUUGAGAGCAUACGCUAGCUCAUUUGAUCAAUCUCGAAACUCCAGACGACAAUCUGGCAGUCAUUAA
Molecule: messenger RNA, 471 nt
Organism: Sclerotinia sclerotiorum 1980 UF-70
Lineage: Eukaryota; Fungi; Ascomycota; Leotiomycetes; Helotiales; Sclerotiniaceae
Exons: 1
Coding region: 1-471 (156 amino acids)
Source: RefSeq, a predicted model, not a curated record